AUUUCAGGUCAGAAGGGAGCUGGCGACGUUACAGAAUGUCGCUAUUAAUCAAAUUCGAGUCCAAGUCAGCUAGAGUCAAAGGAAUAUCAUUUCAUCCCACAAGGCCAUGGGUGCUGGCAUCGCUACACAGCGGCGUGAUUCAGCUAUGGGACUAUCGCAUGUGUGUCCUACUCGACAAAUUUGACGAACAUGAUGGUCCAGUGAGAGGUAUCUGCUUCCAUAUGGAUCAACCUAUCUUUGUAUCUGGAGGGGAUGAUUACAAAAUCAAGGUGUGGAACUACAAACAACGUCGUUGUAUUUUCACUUUACUUGGCCAUCUCGAUUACAUUCGUUCGACUUUCUUCCAUAACAAAUAUCCAUGGAUUAUCUCAUCAUCUGACGAUCAGACUGUUCGCAUAUGGAAUUGGCAGUCACGAAACUCGAUUGCGAUUCUUACCGGUCAUAAUCACUACGUUAUGUGUGCCCAGUUCCACCCUUCUGACGAUCUCGUUGCCUCAGCUUCUCUUGACCAAACCGUGCGAAUAUGGGAUAUCUCUGGCUUAAGAAAGAAACAAAUGCCUGGAGGAGGAAGCGUCGUACCCAGAUCGGGAAGUGGUCCACAGACGCAAGCUGAUCUAUUUGGACAACCCGAUGUUGUUGUUAAGCAUGUUUUGGAGGGACACGACAGAGGAGUUAACUGGGUGGCGUUCCAUGCCACAAUGCCAAUAUUAGUGUCCGGUUCUGAUGAUCGCCAAGUGAAAAUGUGGAGGUACAAUGAAUCUAAGGCAUGGGAGGUGGAUAGUUGUCGUGGACAUUACAACAAUGUUUCUUCGGUGCUUUUCCAUCCCAACGCUGAGCUGAUUUUGUCAAAUUCUGAAGAUAAGUCAAUUCGGGUUUGGGACAUGCAGAAGAGAACUAGCCUACAUGUUUUCAGACACGAGAACGAACGUUUCUGGGUUCUGUCAGCUCAUCCAAGUCUCAAUAUGUUUGCUGCCGGUCACGACAACGGAAUGAUCGUUUUCAAGAUUCAACGUGAACGACCUGCCUAUUGCAUUAACGAAAACCUCGCUUUCUAUGUCAAGGACAAGCAACUGCGUCGCCUCGAUCUCACAACAGACAAAGACCAAGCUAUGUGCAAGCUGCGAGCCGCUGCAGCAUUUAUGCAGCCGUAUUAUGCGCUCUCGUACAACCCGGCUGAGAACGCUUUCUUACUUACUAGUCGUUCACACAACAAGGAACAAUGUUUUUACGACAUCUACAGGGUCGCCAGAGAUUCUGAUGGUAAUACAGAAGCGCCAGUUAAUCGCUCUCCUGGAAUCGCCGCGGUGUGGGUUGCGCGCAAUCGUUAUGCUGUGCUUGAUAAAAAUCAGCAGAUUUCUUUGCGCGACCUCUCCAACAAAGAAGUUCGUAAAGUGGAGAUGAAUGUUCCCGUUGACGACCUGUUCUACGCCGGAACUGGCGUUCUUUUGUUGAGAAACGAAGAGGGGCUGCAGUUGUUCGAUGUUCAACAAAAACGAGUCAUGGCACACGUAAAAGCUAGCAAAGUACGAUAUGUCAUCUGGUCAAAGAACAUGGAGUAUGCGGCAUUGCUUUCGAAGCAUACGCUCACGCUCAUCAAUCGUAAGCUCGAGGUGUUGUGCACUCAGCAGGAGUCUACACGUGUAAAGAGUGGAGCUUGGGAUGACGAAGGCAUUUUCCUCUAUACGACUAGCAAUCACAUCAAAUAUGCGCUCACUGCUGGAGACUGUGGAAUUGUUCGUACCCUCGACCUCCCCCUAUACAUUCUCGCAGUGCGUGGAACUAUCCUCUAUUGUUUAAAUAGGGAAGCUACACCAGUCGAAGUUCCCAUCGAUCCAAAUGAGUAUCGCUUCAAACUUGCUUUGAUCAAUAGGCGCAUUGACGAGGUUUUGAAUAUGGUGAAAAGCUCAACUCUUGUUGGACAAUCUAUCAUCAGUUAUUUGGAGAAGAAAGGCUACCCAGAGAUUGCCUUACAUUUUGUUAAAGACGAGCGCACUCGGUUCGGCCUCGCUUUGGAAUGUGGAAAUCUUGACGUGGCUCUGGAGGCGGCAAAGGUUUGCGACGAUAAGGCUAUCUGGGAGGCUCUCGGUGAAGCUGCGCUGAUUCAAGGAAAUCAUCAGGUCGUUGAAAUGGCCUAUCAGCGAACGAAGAACUUCGAAAAGUUGUCAUUCUUGUACCUAGUCACGGGCAACAUGGAGAAACUCUCCAAGAUGAUGAAGAUUGCGCAAAUGAGGAAUGAUGCUCACGGACACUAUCAAACUGCUUUGUACCUAGGAGACAUCGAAGAAAGGAUUAAAGUGCUAAAAGGUGUGGGCCAAACUUCUUUGGCAUAUUUAACGGCUGCCACUCACGGUUAUGAAGAAGAAGCUGCUGUACUCAAGUCUGAGCUCGAAUCUAAGGGACAGCCUAUCCCUCCAGUUGAUCCGAACGCAAAGCUGUUGGUACCACCACCUCCUGUUUGCAAGCUAGAGGAGAACUGGCCGUUGCUUUCGACUGCUCGUGGUCCGUUCGAGCUGCUUGGUCUUGUUCCCCCUAGCAAGACCAAUGCUGCAGGAGUCUCGCAGAAACCCGCUGCUGCUGCAUUUGCUGUGGCUGACGAUGAGAUGGAAGAAGGAGCUGCAUGGGGCGAAGAAGGUGAUUAUCUUGUGGAUGAGAACGGAGAAGUUGAGAUUGAUGAUGAUGACAUUCUCGCUGGAACUGCUGAAGAAGGAGAAGCAGGGUGGGAUGUGGAAGACGAUCUUGCAAUUCCGGAUGUUCCCGCUGCUGCCGGCAGUGAGGAUGUUGUUGUACCUAAUCGCGGCCAGGCGCCCACAUCGCAUUGGCCUGCAAACAGUCGUCUUGUGGCUGACCACGUAGCUGCUGGUUCAUUCGAAUCUGCACUGCGUCUUCUUCAUGACCAACUUGGAGUCAUAAACAGACAACCAUUCAAGGAAGUAUUCAUGGCUACAUACGCCAGCUCACGAGUGUCCUUCAAUGCAUUGCCGAAUACCAAAAUUCUUUUUGGUUAUCCGCUUAGAAAUUGGCAGGAAGCAUCUGGAAAAAAUGGCCUGCCUGCUGUUGCUGUUACACUUUCGGAAUUAGCAUCCAGACUGCAAAAUUGCUAUCACCUGACAACUGCUGGAAAAUUUGCUGACGCUAUCGUGAAACUUCGAAAAAUUCUUCUUUCUGUACCUAUGCUAGUUGUGAAUUCAAAACAAGAAGUAGCUGAAGCAGAACAGUUGAUCGAGAUCUGUAGGAAUUAUCUUGUUGGUCUUUUAAUGGAAUGCGCAAGAAAGGAAAUCCCGAAAAGCUCGCCUGCGGAUUUGAAGCGAAAUGCUGAGAUGCUGGCAUACUUCACUCACUGUGAGCUGCAACCUAUCCAUCGAAUACUCACGUUGAGGACCGCCAUUAACGCUUUCUUCAAACUCAAGCAAAUGCGUACAUGCGCAUCCAUGUGCAAACGUCUUCUGGAACUAGGUCCUAAGCCAGAGGUCGCUGCACAAAUUAGGAAGGUAUUAGCCGCUGCCGAGCAGGACAAUAAGGAUCCCAAUCAGCUGGCGUAUGAUGAGCACAACCCGUUUGUUGUUUGUUCUCGUAAAUACGUGCCGUUAUAUCGUGGGAAACCGCAAUGCAAAUGCCCCUUCUGUGGAGCAUCAUUUAGCGCUGGUCUCGAAGGAACGGUCUGCGAUGUAUGCGAGGUUUCAGAGAUUGGAAAGGACGUGAUUGGGCUUCGGAUUUCUGCUCUACAGAAGUAGUGCGAUUGCAAGGGGCCGAAUCACUUUCUUGCAUAAGGGUUACUUCUAUGUUUGCGAUAAUUUAUUUAUUUAUAAUCCAAGAAAUUUCACUGUAAACUUCCAUAUGAUAUCAGGAUGUGCGUGAGUUUUUCCAAAAGAAUUUUCUGCCGGCUCUCAUGGUUAAGGGUUUUUGUGCUGAAAAGUAAUAAUGUUUGUAGUCACGGUUGAGCUAUCAGAUUCUAUCUUAAUUCAUUUUGUGCUUUUAUGAAAAGUGUGAUAAGGCAUAUGUUCAGAUGUGAUAAAGGUUUUCGAAUUUUGA
This is a messenger RNA of Cylicocyclus nassatus, 4029 nucleotides long. NCBI's taxonomy places the organism in Eukaryota, Metazoa, Nematoda, Chromadorea, Rhabditida, Strongylidae. The record is from the annotation of a GenBank genome assembly.